Coturnix japonica (Japanese quail) is the source of this 2022-nucleotide messenger RNA. RefSeq names its product tumor protein p53 inducible protein 3 (gene TP53I3). NCBI's taxonomy places the organism in Eukaryota, Metazoa, Chordata, Aves, Galliformes, Phasianidae. Gene Ontology annotation, molecular function: NADPH binding; quinone reductase (NADPH) activity; quinone binding. The record is from RefSeq and is a predicted model, not a curated record.
ACUCCACACACAAACUGACAUGAAAAAUGAUACUGUAUCUAAAUACUUUGAAAUGACAGUUUUAUUUCCUGACAACUCCCACAUAAUCAGGAGCUGGCAGGUGGGAUGUGGAUAAAGACAUAAUCUGAGGCAUCUCCCACUGUGGGAAAUGGCAAAGCUCAGCUGAGAGGUGAGAUAAGGUGGCUGAACCAGCAGGUAGAAAUGCAGUGGGUGGAUGGAAGUGAGCCAGUAAGCUCUGAGAGCUACAGUCCCACAGGAGCUAGAGACAGAUCUAUAUCAUUAAGGGCUGUCACAGUUCAUGUACCCUUCACACAGUGUGAGUAAAUCCAGUCUGUGCUAUUCACAGUUCAGAAAUCCAAAGAGCACUUAAGUGCUUUGCCCAGGAAGCUCCGAAUGCGCACAACCAGCCAAUCAAUGAAGAGCAGCAGCAGGGUAAAGGCAUCAAACCUCCCUGCACGCUGGGGGCGUGUGUGGAAUCUCUACAUCGAUGUCAAACGGAAAAGCAAAUUCUGCUUCAAUCCAUGGAACAAAGCAGAUCUAUGGGGAGAAAUAAUAGCAAAAUGUGCUAAUAUUGCUGACUCUGUUCAGGUCUUUCCCUCCAAGUAAAACACGACCUCAUCUGAUCGCACCCCUUGGGGAAUAGCUGAUUGCAAAGGCAGGGCCUGGGAGGAGGGAACCAGAGCUGACUGUUCCCAUUGCACAACUCCUCUUCCUCGAAGGAAAAAGAGGGUCACAAACCUCGGCCAGGAACCACGCACCCCUGAACUGUUGUUUCAGGCCACCGCUGGCAGAUCUGAUCGUUUGAAGGUGCUGCAUUUGAAAGCAACGUAGGGAAGAUGCUGGCAGUCCACUUUGAUUGCCCAGGAGGCCCAGAAAAUCUCUAUGUGAAAGAAGUGAUGAAACCACAUCCAGGAGAAGGAGAAGUUCUUGUGAAGGUCUCUGCCAGUGCUCUGAAUAGGGCUGAUUUACUCCAGAGGAGAGGGAAGUACCCUCCCCCCAAAGGAUCAAGUGAUAUUUUAGGCUUAGAAGCAGCUGGGAGUGUGGCUGGGCUUGGACCUGGCUGCACCGGGCGGUGGAAGAUUGGUGAUGCAGUGAUGGCUCUGCUCUCUGGAGGCGGCCAAGCUGAAUAUGUUACAGUACCUGAAGGCCACAUUAUGCCAGUUCCCAAAGAUAUGACUUUUAUUCAGGCUGCAGCCAUUCCUGAGGCCUGGUUAACAGCUUUUCAGCUGCUGCAUUUUGUAGGUAAAAUACAGAAAGGGGAAACAGUGUUGAUCCACGCUGGAGCUAGCGGGGUUGGUAUGGCAGCCAUUCAGCUGGUCAGACUGGCAAAUGCUAUUCCCAUCGUGACAGCAGGAACUGAGGAGAAACUCAAAGCAACAACAAACGCUGGAGCAGCUGUAGGGUUCAACUACAAGAAUGAAGACUUUAGUGAAAAGGUCUUGGCUUUCACCCAAGGUUCUGGAGUAGAUAUUAUUUUAGAUUGUGUCGGUGGCUCUUACUGGGAGAAGAAUCUCAGCUGCUUAAGAACUGAUGGCCGGUGGGUUAUUUAUGGACUACUGAGUGGAGGUGAAGUUCACGGAGAUUUGCUUGCAAGGCUGCUUUCCAAAAGAGGGAGCAUCCAUACAAGUCUAUUAAGAUCACGAGACAAGGAGUAUAAGGAGCAGCUGGUGAAAGCCUUCAUAGAAAACGUGCUGCCAUAUUUCUCCGGAGGAGCCUCCCCACGUCUUCAGCCACUUGUUGACAGCGUUUACCCCCUGCACGAGAUUGUGGAGGCACACAGGAAAAUGGAAGAAAACAAGAACAUUGGCAAAAUUGUCAUCGAAAUGCCAGUGAAAUCACCCUAAAGAAAGGCUCCCUACUGUAGUUGCUCGACACACAGGUGCACCACAGGUGCCUUAAAAGCAGGGAUUCUGCAAUUCCUGCUUCCAAACUGGAAAUGAUUUACUGUGGUCAGUGUCAAAAAAUGAGGGCUAAAGGAAAGCCAUAAUUAUGAGAUACGUGAAUAAAGAAUUUCACACCGCA